GAUGAUCCCACAACACGUAUAAGUGUGCUGACACAUGAUGAACAUGCAUAUGUCACUGCAUGCUCACACCUUUUUGGUGCUAAUCAUAGCACUUUUUUUUUUUUAGCACAUUUGGCCCAGCGUUGCACACCCACCACAUCCACACAUCACGUGUUAGUCAGACUCUCCUUCAUCCUAGAUUGAUAUAAAGCUUCAGUAAACAUGAGAUCAAAUAGAAACAGGGGUCAUCUGGGUAGAAAGUGGUGAGAAGUCCUGUAUAAAGGUGGCAGCUGUGGAAGAGGUCAAGCCGCAGCAGCAAGCAGGUGAGUGGAAAUCUACUCCUGCAAACACACGGCACACACUUGCUGCUCCUCCUCCCAUGUGUUAGCUUUGUAGUAAAUCCACAGGCUUUCACCACACACUCACAGUAUUUUUUCAUCUUCUCGCAGGCCAGCUGACCCUCCUGAGUUCAUCUCCUUUUACUCAAAAUGCAAACAUUUGAAGUUUUCUGCAUUCUCCUGCCACUUCUCUUUUCUGCUCAUGCAGACGUUGUGGAACGUUUUGAGGAUGAACCAGAAUGCUUGAAAUACUUUUAUAAGGAUAAGGUGCCUGAAUGGGGAGCCUCCACAUCUGGCGCUGCCCGUCUGUGUCAGCGCUUCGUCAACAGGUUCCACUUUGCCACACUGUAUGACACCAACCAUCGCAUUGCUGUCUACUCUGCCUACCAGUUUGAGCCCAGCAACGGAGGCGGCAGGGAGAAGAGGUGGUUUGUUGAGCCUCAGCUGGUAGAUAUGUCCUGGCAAGCUGAGAUGAAGGACGGAUAUUGGCUGGGGAAGGAUUUCCCAGGGGUCUACCAGGGAGAGAAACAAGCCCUCAAUGAGGACUACACAAACUCUGGCUUUGACCGAGGUCACCUGAACCCUAACGGACACCAUCCAGUGCCGAGCCGUAAUGCUACCUUCACCUUGACCAAUGUGGUCCCCCAGAACCCCAAAACGAAUCAAGAUGCUUGGAGGAUCCACGAGUCAGACCUCACCACUCUUUUCCUUGAAAAAUGCUCAAAAGCUUACGUGUUGGUUGGCGCCAUCCCCUCUGCAAACAACUGGAUCAUCAAAAACAAUGUGAAGCGUGUCAACAUCCCAGACUACGUGUGGAACGCCUACUGCUGCGUGGACAACAAUGACAGGCCCAUCCUGAGCGGCGCUGGUACAGCAAGGAACACCGAGGAGAACUAUGUUGUGAAACGUUCCCUGGAUGACCUGGGGGCUUUCCUGCAGCAGUUUUCCACAGAACCAGUUGGAGAGCUGUUUUACAACAACUGCCAGGCUUAAAUAACGGGCACACAAAAAUCUAAAUGUAAUUGCUCAAUAUUUUUAAUUUAAGAUUACAUAUAAACAUCCAUUCAUCCAAGUCAGACUGUGAGAGGCAGGACACAACCCGGACAGGUUUCCACUAACAAAAAAAAUUACAUUUAAAGACAAUUUGAAAUUAGACUGAGGCAUUUACAAAAAUGCUCACCAUUGGUUAAAGUAGCACAACAAUAACCAAAAUUCAAUCAUAUUUGAAGAAUUUAUUAUUAUUUAUUUAGAACUAUAUCACAUAAUAAACUAUCAAUAUUUCUGCUGUUUUGCAAAUACUAAAUUUGGUGCUGAUUGCUAAUUGAAUUCUAAAUUUAAAAAUAUUUGGCAUAUUUCAGACCAUGCGGUGGCAGCAAAGGGCUUCAGAUAUGGUACACUAUGUGUGGAAUAUCUAUUAUCAGCUAUUGAUGAGCAAAAAGAUUAAAUGAAAGGUAGUCUAAAAGAGGUUAAAGCUGAUAAAAUGAUCAUGCGCCCAUUUUAAACAUCUGUAAUAUUAAAAUAAUGAUUCACAGGACUAUUAUGGCUGUUUAUUUGUGUCCACCUUGUUAUGUCCUCCCACAAGCAGACAUCAGGGAUCUGGAAUGAUUGAUACCAGUGAUGCUAUUGAAAAUCUUUGGACACUAACAGAAUUCUGAAAAUGAGACACAGCUGUUAC
Cyprinodon variegatus (sheepshead minnow) is the source of this 1992-nucleotide messenger RNA. RefSeq names its product endonuclease domain-containing 1 protein-like. The transcript is spliced from 5 exons. Gene Ontology annotation, molecular function: nucleic acid binding; metal ion binding; hydrolase activity. The record is from RefSeq and is a predicted model, not a curated record. The coding region runs from base 468 to 1310 and encodes 280 amino acids. NCBI's taxonomy places the organism in Eukaryota, Metazoa, Chordata, Actinopteri, Cyprinodontiformes, Cyprinodontidae.